This is a messenger RNA of Prorocentrum cordatum, 705 nucleotides long. Lineage: Eukaryota; Dinophyceae; Prorocentrales; Prorocentraceae. The record is from the annotation of a GenBank genome assembly.
AUGGGGGAAUACCAGUUGGCCCUGAAGGAUUUUGACCGUGUUCUUCAGCUGAAGCCUAGGCAUUUUGCGUGCUUAUCCGCGUGCGGCAUGGUCUACCAGGCCAUGGGCCUUCAUCAGGAAGCAGCUGACUGGUUCAAACUAGCCCUCCAGGUCCAUCCCACCUUGGCGGACGCCCGAACUUCGCUGGACAGGAUCGAGCGCAACGAGAAGGUCGAUGCCCUGCUGUCUCCGCGCAUCUCUGAGGUCACCGCAGCGAUCCGAGGCGAGACAGCAAUUCCGGCGGAGCCUUUCCAAGACUCGCCGAGAGUCUCGUGGGAUGUGCAUCGAGAGUUGCAAGAGGGCGGACGUGAUGAUGGUGCUGUCGUUUACAUUUUUCGGGCCAACGUUAGUCACCCGGUCGCUGGAGACUGCGCUGUGCGGAGCCUCGCGAGGUUCCACGUGUUGCGGCUCGGGUCGGGGCUCGUCCAUCCCUCCUCUUUCUCGAUGGACGGUUCUGCCGAGUUUUUCCUGGAGCCCGGCGAGACGUACAGGUUCUGCUGGUCCGUCGUGCUCGGGGAGGUGCUGCAGGGGGUUGCCGGGGGUCUACUGGUCGAGCGAGCUGGCAAAUCCCGGCAGGGGGACCAGGACUUGAACCUCGCUUCGCAUACCGGAGCUUCGAUCAUGUGCGCUGCUGUGAUAUCCCGGUCGUUCCUGCAGAGAGGGUAG